Messenger RNA from Postia placenta MAD-698-R-SB12, 1107 nucleotides. RefSeq lists its product as hypothetical. Lineage: Eukaryota; Fungi; Basidiomycota; Agaricomycetes; Polyporales; Adustoporiaceae. The transcript is spliced from 6 exons. Gene Ontology annotation, molecular function: NADPH dehydrogenase activity; FMN binding. The record is from RefSeq and is a predicted model, not a curated record. Bases 1 to 1107 code for a protein of 368 amino acids.
AUGUCUUCUGCAGUCGUACCUAAGCUCUUUCAGCCAACCAGAGUGGGAUCAUACACUCUGUCCCACCGGGUAGUACUAGCACCUCUUACCCGAUGUCGUGCGAACAAGGCGCAUGUACAUGGUGAUCUAGCAGUAGAAUACUACGCACAGCGCGCAUCCGUGCCCGGUACGCUGCUGAUUACGGAGGCCACUUUUAUUGCCGCCAAAGCAGGAGGGUACGAUUAUGUUCCAGGUAUCUGGAACGACGAACAAGUCGCGGCCUGGAGACGCGUUACGGACGCCGUUCAUGCCAACGGAUCCCGUAUCUUCUGCCAACUGUGGGCCCUCGGCAGGGCUGCGACUCCCUCUGUACUAGCGAAGGAUGGCUUUGAUGUCCACUCUGCAUCUGACAUCCCCAUAGGCGACGGGAAGGCAAAGCCCCGCCCAUUGACCGUCCCAGAAAUUGAGGAAUACAUUCAGCUGUACACCACGGCUGCAAUCAACUCCAUUCGCGCGGGCUUUGACGGCGUCGAGGUGCACGGGGCGAACGGCUAUCUCAUCGACCAGUUCCUCCAGGACGUGAGCAACAAGCGUACAGAUGAAUACGGCGGCUCUGUAGAGAAUCGCUGCCGCUUCGGGCUUGACGUCAUCAACUCUGUGGUGAACGCUGUCGGUGCUACCAAAGUUGGCAUCCGUCUGAGCCCUUGGGGGGAUUUCCAGAGCAUGCGAAUGGAAGACCCGAAACCCACGUUCUCUUACUUUGUGUCGCGUAUUGCCGAAUCGCACCCCGAGUUCGCGUAUGUGCACCUCGUUGAGCCGCGUGUCUCAGGCGGCACGGACCGCACGGUGCUUGCGCACGAGUCGAACGACUUCCUGCGCACGAUUUGGGCGCCGCGUCUGCUCAUUUCAGCCGGGGGCUUCACGCGAGACACGGCAUUAGAGGCGUCCGAGAAGACCGGCGAACUAGUCGCAUUCGGCAGGUUGUUCAUCUCCAAUCCCGAUUUGCCGCUGCGUCUCGCGAAGAACCUGCCCAUAGUCAGAGGUGAUCGCAACACAUACUACGUGCCCGACUCACCAAAAGGAUACACCGACUAUCCCUUCGUAGACGAUGCGGCCGCAAGGCUGUAG